UCGGUUGAAGAUUGAUAGGAAGGCAGUCCUGAACUUGUCUCCCAGGUCACGAUGCUGUCUGCAUCGGAUCCAUACUAUGUGGCCAAAGAGGAGGUUGCCAAGGCCAUGGACCGCUUGCGAGGCCUUCAUCAAGAUUGGAAGCGCCUCCUGCAGACAGAAGACACAGCACGGUCACAGCGCUUCCAGCAGAUGCAUCAGGAGAUCACAGGUGAGUUGGAACAGCUGGGUUUGGAUUUAGACGAUAUCCAUGCUACCAUUAGCAUGGUGGAGGGGAAUCGCAACACUUUCCAACUCAGCGACGCAGAGUUGCAGAGCCGCAAACGAUUUGUGACCGAUUCUCGAAGAACCUUGGAAGAUCUGCAGAAGGACGUCAAUGGCCCCCAAACGCGGGCAAAACUUGAGAAUGACAAGAAGGCCUUGCUUUCUUCAGCGGCUUCGAGUGCUCGUACAAGAGAAGAGCGACAGAGAAGUGCAAUGCAGGAAAACCAAGCAUUUCUGGACCGACAACGGCAACAACAGACUCAGCUGAGAGCACAACAAGACGAGGACUUAGAGAUGCUUUCGCUGAGUGCCCAGCGCCUGGGCAACACAGCGCAGAUCAUCAACGUGGAACUGAAAGAGCAGCAAAAGAUGCUGGAGGAAUUGGAUGAGGACAUUGACAAAGAAGCAGAAAAGCUGAACUUUGUCAUGAAGCGAAUGGGAAAACUUUUGAAGACCAGCGACAGCAAGCAGUUGUGCCUCAUCAUUGGCUUGUCCUGUUUGGUUGCGGUUCUGCUCUUCCUGGUGAUUAACACCUGAGUUGGCUCCAGUGCCUUGGUCGGGAGAAACUUCAAGCGGGCAGCCGUUUCGUAUCGUUUCGUGGCAUUCCUUGUGAUCAAGUUGAAAAUGGUGG
Messenger RNA from Cladocopium goreaui, 892 nucleotides. Lineage: Eukaryota; Dinophyceae; Suessiales; Symbiodiniaceae. The record is from the annotation of a GenBank genome assembly.